AUGUUGGCCCAUCGCUAUAGGCCUCGUCUCCCUAGUGGAGAGUUGGCACCGAUGGCCUGGCCACUGGUAGUAUACAGGACUCUGAAUCACAUUGCCUGGCCACUGGAGGCGGACUCGGGUCGUUGGACCGUUUUCGUGGACAGGUUGCUGAUUUUUAUGGGCUUUCUGGUCUUCUGCGAGCACAACGAGGUGGACUUUCAUUAUUUGAUUGCCAAUCGGCAGGACAUGGGCAACCUGCUGACGGGCAUGCCCACAUAUCUGAUUCUGAUGGAGAUGCAGAUACGGUGCUAUCAACUCGCCUGGCACAAGGAUCGCUUCAGGGCUCUGUUGCAGCGGUUUUAUGCGAAAAUCUAUGUUAGCGAGGAGAUGGAUCCCCAUUUAUUUGCCAGGAUUCAGAAGCAAAUGCUGGCCACACGGGCCAAUUCGACGGUCUAUCUGUUGACCCUGUUCAAUUUCCUAAUGGUUCCGGUGACGAAUGUCAUCUACCACCGACGGGAAAUGCUCUACAAGCAGGUGUAUCCCUUCGACAACACCAAGCUGUAUUACUUCAUCCCACUUCUGGCACUCAACUUCUGGGUGGGCUUCAUCAUCACCAGCAUGCUCUUUGGCGAGCUAAAUGUCAUGGGUGAGAUGAUGAUGCAUUUGAAUGCCCGAUAUAUCCAGCUUGGCAAGGAUCUCCGCCACUCAACGAAUGUGCUGUUAGAGGAGCAGAGCACAAUGGACUUGGCCUCAAGAUAUCAGCUAGCUUUGACCCAGAUCCUGCGAAGAAAUGCGGUUCUCAGGGAUUUUGGGGAACGAGUGGAAGAGGAGUUCAGUCUUCGCAUCUUUGUCAUGUUCGCUUUUAGUGCCGGCCUGCUCUGCGCUUUGUUCUUCAAGGCUUUUACGAAUCCCUGGGGUAAUGUGGUUUACAUCGUAUGGUUCCUAGCUAAGUUCAUGGAGCUGCUAGCCCUGGGAAUGCUGGGCUCUAUUCUCCUCGAGACGACAGAUGAAUUGGGUAUGAUGUACUAUACCUCCGGCUGGGAGCAGGUGGUUCAUCAGUCGAGCAAUGUCAAAGAGAAUGUCAAGCUGAUGAAGCUGAUGACUUUGGCCAUCCAACUGAACUCGAAACCCUUCUUCAUCACCGGCCUAAAUUAUUUCCGAGUCACUUUGGUGGCAGUUCUGAAAAUCAUCCAGGGUGCCUUCUCCUACUUUACCUUUCUAAAUUCGAUGCGAUGAGCUGGAUGGAAGUGCUGGAAUAAUU
Molecule: messenger RNA, 1240 nt
Organism: Drosophila eugracilis
Lineage: Eukaryota; Metazoa; Arthropoda; Insecta; Diptera; Drosophilidae
Gene: Or74a
Product: odorant receptor 74a
Exons: 4
Coding region: 1-1215 (404 amino acids)
Biological process (GO): sensory perception of smell; detection of chemical stimulus involved in sensory perception of smell
Cellular component (GO): plasma membrane
Molecular function (GO): olfactory receptor activity; odorant binding
Source: RefSeq, a predicted model, not a curated record